This is a messenger RNA of Bactrocera oleae (olive fruit fly), 3560 nucleotides long. The record is from RefSeq and is a predicted model, not a curated record. NCBI's taxonomy places the organism in Eukaryota, Metazoa, Arthropoda, Insecta, Diptera, Tephritidae.
AUGUCUGAGUUUGGCAAAGUGAAAUCGGCGAAAAAAAAUCAUUGUUCAUUGCUCACACGAAAAUACAGUAACUUAUAGUUAAGAAGAUUAUUUUCAUAAAUAGCGUAUUCAGAAAAGUCUUUAGAACAAACAAAUCAAUCAAAUUUCAACUUUAAACUGAAUAAAUAAGCGAAACCUUAUCAACUGCCCAAAAUGUCCGCAAAUACAGCAUCCACAUCGAAUCCGACGAGAUCGUCUAACGCAACGACGAUGACUUCGCAUAUCUUAAACGCAGCUAGCUCUAGUACACCCAGUAGACCGGCGGUACGUGCAUUAGCGCUUGAAUACAAAUCACUACAAGAAGAGCCAGUUGAAGGUUUCCGUGUAAAAUUGCUAAAUGAAGAUAAUCUCUUUGAAUGGGAGGUGGCAAUAUUUGGACCGCCGGAUACACUUUAUCAGGGAGGAUAUUUCAAAGCGCACAUGAAAUUUCCACAAGAUUACCCAUAUUCACCGCCAUCUAUACGCUUCCUGACAAAAGUUUGGCAUCCAAAUGUUUAUGAAAAUGGAGAUCUCUGUAUAUCCAUAUUACAUCCACCGGUAGAUGAUCCUCAAAGUGGUGAACUGCCUUGUGAACGAUGGAAUCCAACGCAAAAUGUGCGCACCAUAUUGCUGUCGGUUAUAUCGCUGCUAAAUGAGCCGAACACAUACUCGCCAGCUAAUGUUGAUGCAUCGGUUAUGUACCGGAGGUGGCGUGAUUCGCAGGGAAAGGAUAACGAAUACCCAAGCAUUAUACGCAAACAGGCACAGGCAGCCAAUGCGGAUGCUAUAAGAGAGGGUAUUGUUGUGCCGAUGACACUUGAGGAUUAUUGCCUUAAGCCGGCACGUAAAACGUCUACAGAACCGACGCUAGACACAAAUUUCUUUGACGAUGAUUAUGAUUUGGAAACUGAAGAUGAUUUACCCACUGACGAUGAUGAUGAAGACGAUGACUAUGAUCUUGAUGAAGACAACACAAAUACGAAGCGUAAAGAUAAUGGCACCGCGGAUGAAUCGGCUGAUGACAGUGGUAAAGGUGAGACAUCGUAAUCUCACAUUCAAAGAAAUAAUUUUUUGCUGCGGAGUGUGAGUUGAAGGUCGCAAGAAAUUUCUAUGCAGCGCAUAAGUGGCAACAAAAUUCAGGAACAAUUUAGCACUUAUAUAGUGUAUAUAUUUAUAAUAAAACAUGAAACGACAAAUGAAAAAAGAAAAGCACACUUAUACUUUUGCUAAACAUAAAGAAAUCUAAAUGAAAAAAUUUGACUUCGAAAAAGCAAUAAUCUAAAUUUACCGUAAUACGUUUUUUUUGUAAAUGAAAUAAUAAAUAAACAAACAUGCAUACAUAUACAAUAAAUAAAUGAUAUAAUUAGAAGUGUGCAGAUUAGUUUAGCAACAAUUAAGUGUUUUUGUCAAAAAAGUAACAAUAAAAAAUAUUAAACAAAAACUUAACAAAAAUAAUACAUGUAAAGAGUAAUAACAAAGAUUAAAGCCAAAUAACUGAAAUUAACUGACAGAACAAAUAGCAACAAAAUGCCAUAAACGUAACGCUAUCAAUAACAACUAAAAAUUUUUAAUUGUAGAAUGCAAAUGCAACGCUUUGAAACACUACAUUUACUAAACUAUGCAUAAUGACGUCAAAUGGACGACAAAAAUAGUUUAUGUUAAAGAAAUAUAUUACCACCUUUUACAAAAGUUAGUUCACGCUAGUUAUCACGCUGUUUUCAAUGUACCGCCAAAUGACAAGCUGGUUACUCUUGAUUACCGGUGCGUGUACAGUUAUCACAACUCAAUACAGUUGCAACAGCACUACAUUUGUCUGUUACCCUUGAGACAUGUUUACACAAUUUUUAACUAUUUAACUGUUACUUUCAACAAAAUACACAAGUGUGUUUUAACAUAAUGCAAUUCAGUUUUGAAAACAUUGACUUUUUUUUGUUCAUAUACUACUACUUGUAUACACGUAUUUUUACUUAGUUUAAUUUCGACACAGCAAUACAUAGCUUGUAUUUUAAGUAUGUUUAUAUACAAUUUAUUUUGGUAUUCAUCAUAUACAUGCAUACAUAUUCACAUGUACUGUUUUGUUCUAGAGCUAUUAUAUUUUUAUACUCAUAUGCGUACAUAUUACAUACGUAAAAAUUUGUAAUGUUUUAUGUGUUUAAGAUUUCGAUUUUCUGCAUUAUUAGAAAAUAGAAAGCUGGUGUUAACGUACCAACGAAUUAUUUAUUAAUUAAUUAAUUUCGUCUAUAUGUAUGUAUGUAAAUUUUCUAUGUAAUAUGCAUUCAAAUGAAUACCGGUUUUAAUAUGUAUACACCAUUUAAAAUAAAUUAAAAAAAAAAAAUUAACCAAAAAAUGUGGCAAUGCAAAAUUUUAUCAAGAUCUAAAUGCACAAGUGAAAACGAAAAUUGGCUCAAAGUAAUAUACAAACAUUAGUUUCUAAACCAUGCAAAACAAAAAACGGAUGAAUUUAAAGAAAAUCGUUUUUAAUACAAAAAAAAUUUAACUGAAAUAUUAUAUAUACAUACAUACUUUAAGCUAAACUUGUAGAUUUUUCAAAAUCACUAACAUACAUAUGUAAGAAACUAUUUUUUGCAAUGCAACGCUAAAACCGCAUCGUUUGCAGUUGUAUUAAAAAAAUUUCAAACAAAUUUCCUGUGCUAACAAUUGUUUUAAUUUUCUCUAUCCUUUAUUCAAAUUAUCGUAACAUAAAAUAAUUUAAAUAAUGCAAUUUCAUACAAAGUAAGCGUUGAGUAAUGUAACAUAUUAAAUAAAAACAUAAUUAAUAAUAUAUUAAAAUGCGAUAUAGUUUGAAUUUAAAGAUGCAGCAAUUUUCUUAAACUUAACCUAAAAUUCUGAAAACUCUAAUGAUGCAACUUACUAUAGUGAAUUAUUAAAUGACUUUCAAUUCAUGUCGCAAAAGCCGUUGCAUUGAAAAUUGAACAUAUUUUAAGUGAAAAUAAGGCAUAGUAAGUAAUAUAUAUACAUACAUAUACAAUAAAUAUACAUACUGGAGAACGCAUUAUAUAAUAGCAACGCUUUUAAUUUAUGCCAAUAUGUAUUGACAUACAUAGUUUUCCUCAAUCCAUUCAGAACAGUUUAUAACUUAACAUUAGAAUUCCUCUUCAUAUAAAAAUAUUAAAAGAAAACUAAAUCUAAUAUCAAAUAUGUAGUAACUAUAAAUUGUAAUAUUCAAAUUAAGUAAACGGAAAGCUCAGAUACAGAGGUAUAAAAUAAUUGCAAUGAUGAACAUCAUACAUAAGUAUACUAUAAAAAAUAUGUACGUUCUAAAACCUAAAUAAAUCUUUAAUGAUGAUAUUCAAACAUAUGCAAUAAUAUUGUAUAACUAGUAAAUGGAAUGCUGACUGUCAAAUUCUACGAUUGUAAGAUAUAUUCUCUGAAAAAAAAAAAAAAUAUAUAUAUAUAUAUAACUAAUGAUAAGAUGUGACACUCCUUGCCCAAAUGUAAAACUUCACCGUUCAAAGAACGCGUAAUUCUGUUGUCGAAUAAAUCCUUCACAUUUUAUAACCAUACAAUUAAACGAAAGUAAA